GCAGUUCUUCCACCAUAAACUCCUCUACAGUUGUGGUCCCCGACUCGCUUCAGCAGUUACUUUUAAAUCAUCUCUCAAUGAACACUAGCUCAAACUUUUGCUCGAUAUUUGACAACUGAAAGGAUAAAAUGACCCUCACUGCCAAGGCCGCCACAUUCAAAUCCAAAUUUAUAACCGCUGAGCUGGCUCACCUGUUCAGCCAGUCAGACAGCGAGGAGGAAUUUGAAGGUUUCAGCGAGGAAGACGGAGGCUGUUUGGAAGAGACCAAAGUGGAUUUGGGGGGUGACAGCGAUCACAACACUCGCUUUUACUCAGAUGGAGAGGAGGCCCCCCCGCCAAAGAGGAGGAGUCUUUUAGUUGCACUUAAGUUUCCAAUGAAAAGACUGCCCACCCCCAAACGUGAAAGAAAAGACAAGAUUAAAAUGCCCAUCAAAGAUGAUCCUUGUCCACGGAGAGGAAGACAGAUGAUGAAGCAGGAAGAGGAGGAGGAGGAGGAUGAAGGAGAGGUCCCGUCUCACUGCCUAACAAAACGAGACAAGAACAUCCAGGAAAACAAAGCCAUGCUGGCGAAGCUGUUUGCUGACCUGAGUCUUCCCACAACCCCUCAGAAGAAGAAACAAGUUCAUCAGAAGGGAACGCCGCAAAAGCGCAAGUUUGCCUCCAGCGUAGGGUCGGAGAGGAGAAACCCGUCCCGGAAGGCUCGUCCUCCUGAGAAAUUUGCAGUAGAGGAAAAAAGUGAGCCUAUUCACAGAAGUCCCAGAACCGUGGACAUCAAGAGACUGAUGGAGGUGGACGAGGGACUCGCUGGAGAGAGGCCCAAAAAGAGGAGGAGCUAUAUUUCUAGAAAGAGUCAGUAUGUGGUGAAAUCUGUGGACGAGAUCACCGAGGACGACCUGGACAACAUUGCAUACCGCAGCAAAGACAAAAUCUGGGACAAAGACAACGGGAGCUCGUGUCACCAGUGCAGACAGAAGACUCUGGACACCAAGACAGUGUGUCGGAGUGGCUUAUGUGUGGGGGUCAAAGGUCAGUUCUGUGGCCCUUGCUUGAAAAACCGCUACGGGGAGGAUGUGCACACGGUGCUGCUCGACCCGGUGUGGUGCUGCCCCCUCUGCCGGGGAAUGUGUAAUUGCAGUCUGUGCCGUAAGAAGGAGGGCCGCUGUGCCACGGGGAUCUUGGUGGGCUUGGCACGCUACAACGGCCACGACAGCGUCCAUGAGUAUCUGGAGAGUAUCCAGAAGGAGCUACAGUGAAGUCCAGACUACCCAACUACCAACACCUUCUGGGGUUCUUGGGCUACCCCGUACUGUAGAAAACAUUUUAACGCACACUUUUUAACAUUUUGACUGGACGUCUGACACAACUUCCAUCAUCACUUUAAAGCAAGGCACAUAUACAGUUUGUUUAUAUUUGUUAUUAUAUGUCCUGGUCUCAGGUUGCAUCAAAUGCAGGGAUGGCUGUUGUUUUAAACCACUGUUCAGUUGUACUUUUGAAAUAAAUCUUUUCAUCUCAA
Nothobranchius furzeri (turquoise killifish) is the source of this 1513-nucleotide messenger RNA. It is a transcript of the gene cdca7b, whose product is annotated as cell division cycle associated 7b. Gene Ontology annotation, biological process: regulation of DNA-templated transcription. The record is from RefSeq and is a predicted model, not a curated record. NCBI's taxonomy places the organism in Eukaryota, Metazoa, Chordata, Actinopteri, Cyprinodontiformes, Nothobranchiidae. Gene Ontology annotation, cellular component: nucleus.